GGGGGGGGCUGGGCCGACCGGGCCGGACACGCGACACCCGCCGCCCGCCGCCACCGGCCAGGACCGGCCAGGACCGGCCAGGACCGGCCAGGACCGGACGAGCAGCGAUGCACGGGACAGAGCGGGAGGGGACCGGGGCAGAGAGGAGCCCCACCGUCAUGGCCGAGCCCCAUCCCGAUCCUUCCCCGACCCCGGUGAAGUCUCCAGCAUUUGACCUCUUCAACCUGGUCCUGUCUUACAAGAGGCUGGAGAUCUACCUGGAGCCCGUCAGGGACGCGGGCGACGGCAUCCGCUAUUUACUCAGGUGGCAGGCCCCCUUGUGCUCACUGCUUACCUGUCUGGGACUCAACUUCCUGUUCCUCACUCUGAAUGAAGGCGCGUGGUUCUCUAUGGGGGCCCUGCUGAUCUCGGUGCCCGCCUUGCUGGGCUACCUACAGGAAACGUGCCGGGCCCGGCUGACCGAGCCCGAACUGGUGAGACGCAGGUACCACAGCGUGCGCCGGGAGGACCUGCAGAAAGUCCGGCUGUCACGGCCCGAGGCUGUGGCUGAGGUGAAGAGCUUCUUGAUCCAGCUGGAGGCCUUCAUGAGCCGCCUGUGCUGCAACUGCGAGGCGGCCUACCGGGUGCUCUACUGGGAGAAGCCCGUCGUGUCAUCGCAGUUCUAUGGGGUUCUCUUGGGCUCGGUCUGCGUGCUCUACCUGCUGCCCCUCUGCUGGGUCCUUACCCUUCUCAACAGCACCCUCUUUUUGGGCAACGGGGAGUUCUACAGAGUGGUAGGCGAGUACCGUGCUGCCCUCCGGCGACGGCUGAGCCCCAAGGUACUGGAGACCCCCCACGAGACUCCGGAACCCAAUGAUGGGGAGAGAGCAGCCCUGCCAGAACGCCCUCCCACCCCCACCGAGGAUCUCACCCCAGGCAGUGUGGAAGAGGCAGAGGAGGCGGAGCCAGAUGAAGAGUUUAAAGACGCGAUCGAGGAGACUCACCUGGUGGUGCUGGAGGAUGACGAGGGCUCCCCCUGCACCGUGGAGUACGACCUGGCCCUGAACGACAACGGCUUCAUGAGCAAGAACGAGGUGUUGCGCAGCCGGGUGUCCCGGCUCACCGAGCGGCUCCGCAAGCGUUACCCCACCAACAAUUUUGGGAACUGCACUGGCUGCUCCGCCACCUUCUCGGUGCUCAAGAAGAGGAGGAGCUGUAGUAACUGUGGCAAUAGCUUUUGUUCCCGAUGCUGCUCCUUCAAGGUCCCCAAGUCUUCCAUGGGAGCCACAGCCCCCGAUGCCCAGAGAGAGACGGUAUUUGUGUGCGCCUCGUGUAACCAGACUUUGAGCAAGUGAGAAGAGCCCAGGAGGCUUCUGUCGGUUCUGUAUCUCCUCGCCGCCGCCCUCUCCCCCCUAGACCCAAACCGGAGGCCAGAGGCUAGGUUCCCCCUCUCCUUCCCCUCCCCUAUCCCUUCUUGCCAGGUGGUGGACGGUAUAAGAAGGGCUUUUGGGUCUUCUCUCACCUGUCACCUGCCCCGAGGGGCAGGAAAUAGUUCCAAUUCCUACUUUUGUUUCCCCGCAAGGCUGAGGUGUCAGCACAGAUCCAAUCCCUUGGCUGAGAAGCCUCUGCCUUGCCGGGGACUUGAAUCCUCUUCUCAGUUCCGGCCUCUUGGACCAGAUCGGUGGGUCCUGAGGAAACGGGGCCUAGGGAGGAAUUGAAUUCACAGUUUUCUGAGCUCCUUCCUGGCUUUUGGAAGGGGACUCAUAACCCCUUCCUGGGCAGAGGGUAGCUGUGAGAUAGGCCCAGUCGCGGCUGCACGUCUGUUCUGGAUGGGGUCAGCCUCCAUCCUGGAACUCUGCUUCUUCCCAGGACCCACCGUGAUAGUGGUAGCUGGUGGGCAGCUGUGGCACCAGUUGGGAGGGUUGUGGGAGUCAGCGGGGCCUAUGUGGGAGGGGGAGAGGUUCUCUAGGAGAUUUUGGUAUGGAGCAGGUAGUGGUUCAAGCGCAGGGCGAGGCCAGGAAUGGAGCCGUUACCUACCGCAGCCCAUCUGAGGAGAAUGAAGUAGUGACAGCACCCGUGGUGGCCGGACAACUCACUCGGGGAAGAACGCGCCCCGUCCCCUGGAAAGACUCUAGAUUGUUCCCCGGGAUUGAUGGCAGACAUAGCCCUGUUCCUCAGCUCCUCUGAGCUUGGCCACCCAGUGCCACCCAGAAACCCCCGUCCCUUAAGGUCUGGAGGAUCCUGGCUUCACACUGUUGAGCGCAGGAGCCCCGACUCGAUUGGGUAGCCCAAGAACUCUGCUUGAUUCCUUGCAUUCGGUUGCUCCCCCAGCUCCGGCCCCAUGUCUUCCCCCUGCCGUGGCUCAGCGGGACAGGUGAGGGUCCUGGCUUCCCCUGCAGCACUGCCCCUCUGCUGAGUUGAGGUGAGGGCUCUCUGGCCCCCGCCCAGCUUACGCCCCGCCCCCCGGGAGGUCCCAGUGGGCCUGGGGAGAGUGGCCCUGAAGCCACACGGCCCCUUGGCUGGCUUCAUUCUGGGCAAGGCUUCCCCGAUCCCUUCCCUCCAUUCCUCCUCCUCCCCUUUUUCCUCAGGCAGGUCUCUGCCCUAGAGCUAUUUAUUUAUUUAUUACACUGGUCCGUGGGCCACGGACAACCGGGGCUGCUCCGGUUUCUCUGCCCUGGGCACGGUUGGCAGGCAGGAGGAGGGACGGGAAGUGCGUUGUCCAGAUGGAAUGGCCUAUUAGCGGUCAGCUGAGGGUCAGCUCUGGGUGCCUGCCCAAGUGCCAGCUCAGCCUCAGCGUCCCUCACCUCACCGGGCUGCCCGCCCGGUGGCACAAGGGCUCAGUCGCUCUCUGCUUUACACUGGAAAUGAACUAAAGUCUAGCUGGAAAUGUAUGUAUAUAUGGAAAAAUCACAAUAAAACGCCCUACCAACCAGCA
Ornithorhynchus anatinus (platypus) is the source of this 2914-nucleotide messenger RNA. RefSeq names its product zinc finger FYVE-type containing 27 (gene ZFYVE27). Lineage: Eukaryota; Metazoa; Chordata; Mammalia; Monotremata; Ornithorhynchidae. The record is from RefSeq and is a predicted model, not a curated record. Bases 108 to 1334 code for a protein of 408 amino acids. Gene Ontology annotation, molecular function: metal ion binding. The transcript is spliced from 13 exons. Gene Ontology annotation, biological process: neuron projection development; neurotrophin TRK receptor signaling pathway; endoplasmic reticulum tubular network formation. Gene Ontology annotation, cellular component: growth cone membrane; endoplasmic reticulum tubular network.